AAUAUUAUUGACGGAUCGUAAUCGGUUGUUGUCACAUGUAUAGUUCAAGGCAUUGUUUUACCAUCUGCUCUUAGAAAAUGUUCGGCGGAGUCAACGUUGAGCCUCCAAGAUGCAAACAAUUCACAAAAAGAGAUUCAAAUCGCCAAGAUAUUCUCGCACCGAGUAUUACUCCAGGAUAUUUUGCUCACUUCGCCAGACAACCCAAUUCAAACAAUCAUGUCCAAAUGAUACAAUAUCAGCAACAAAAAGAAGCUUUUGAGAAAGCUCGUGAAGAUGCCACUAAACAACAAAUGAUAAAAAAUGCCACCGAAAUUAAGUUCGAAAAUCACGCGCAGAAAAAGCGCUAUCAAAGAUCAUUGGAAAAUAAAGUUAAAGAAAAGUGGAAAGCUUAUGAGGCAACCAUCGAAGCAAGGCGAGAGAGGUUACAAGAAUUGCUGCAAAGAGAGGAAGUUCAGUUAUAUUAUGAAACAGUGGAUGCCGCCCAAAAAGGAGCCGAUAUGAAAAUGGAAGAAAUGAAAUUAAAAGCACAAAUGAUGAAAGCAAAACGAGAGGAAGAACGAUUGCAAAUAGUUCACGAAAAGAAAAUAGAACAAUACAAGAACCUCUGUCAAGAACUAAGACCAUCUCUGAUAAAGAAACGAUUAAUGGAAUCAAAAUACUCCCAACUUCAACAAAUUAGAGAAAAUGAGGCGAGAAGGGAAGCUGACCGAGAACUGGAUAAAAUGUGGCACGAACUAGCAGUGAAAGAAGUAGAAGCCAAAAAAGAAAGAGAGGUUCAAGAGAUGUUAGAAAGAAGAAACAAAGAAAAAGAAAUGUUAAUGGUUUGGGAGAAACAGAUUAAAGGGAACGAAUUGUUACGAGAAGAAAUAGGCAGAGUUGCUCAAGAGGACAGGCUUGAAAUGCAAAAAUUAAGUGAACAACUUCGGAGGGAGGAAAUCGAAGCUCUUGACAAGAAAAGGCGGAAAAGGGACGAAGCUGCUAAACAAAUUUUAGAGCAAAUCGAAAUUCAGAAACAAUUACAUGACCAACGAAAAAAAGAAGAAAAUGCUUUAGAACAAGCCUUUACUACACUUGCCCAGUUGGAAAUUGAACGAGAAAGAUCGUCGAUGCAAAACGCAGCUGAAAAUGCUCGCAGGGAAACUGCUAUGUAUCGACAGCACUUAAAACAGUUAGACGAUGAAAGAAAACUGGAAGAGAAAAAACUCAUGGAACUCUUGGAAAUGCAUAGGAAGGAAGUUGAAGAAAAACAGAAUGCAGCCCGGUGUAAAAUUAUUGAAGCAAAGAGGCAAUUGCAAAAGAAUGUUCUAGCUGAAAGAGCAAAUCAAAUCAAUUAUAAGCAGCUUGAAGCUGAACAGCAGCUUAAGCUGAAAGAAGCAGAGAAUGAGCUAUUGCGAAUGGCGUAUGAAACUAAUGAAAGGCUGCAGGCGGAAAGCGAUAGGCUGGAACGACAAGCUGCUCUACAAUACCGACAGGAUCUAAAGCGGCAGAUUGAUUAUAACACUGUCCUCCGGAAGAGAGAACGUGAGGAAUUAGAACGACAGUUGGCAGAAGGCGCAAAGGAAGAAGAAAAAUACAAAAAAAUAGUUGAACAAAUGCUGAGUGGUGAGAUUGAAAUAACUGCCAAACACCCAUUUCGAAAGGCCAUAGAAAAACAUGAUUGUCUCUGUCCAAUUCCCAAUUAAUAAAAUUUAUAUUAAAUUUU
Molecule: messenger RNA, 1702 nt
Organism: Dendroctonus ponderosae (mountain pine beetle)
Lineage: Eukaryota; Metazoa; Arthropoda; Insecta; Coleoptera; Curculionidae
Product: cilia- and flagella-associated protein 53
Exons: 9
Coding region: 78-1682 (534 amino acids)
Source: RefSeq, a predicted model, not a curated record